CUGUCUAUCACAGACAGUUGGUAAACACAGCACUGUACCUUUCCUCUCAGUGUGCUUGGAGUCCCUGCUCCGGAUCACAGCUCUCAAGCCAUGGCUUUCUGGGAAGCAGUUCUCUACGUACUGCUAGCCUCGAUUCUCUGUGGGCUCUAUCUCCUGGGAGCGUUUCGAAGGAGGAGACCGCAGGAGCCUCCCCUGGAUAAGGGCUAUAUUCCAUGGCUGGGGUACGCACUAGAUUUCAGAAAGAACAGCGCAGAGUUCCUGAAAAAGAUGCAGAAGAGACAUGGGGACAUUUUCACUGUGCUGAUUGGAGGCUACUACUUCACCUUCGUCAUGGACCCCUUCUCGUUCGGCACCAUUGUGAAGGCGCCCAGAGCCAAACUCGACUUCGAGACGUUUGCGGUAGAACUGGUCAUCAGGGUUUUUGGGUAUCACCCGUGUCAAAAAGACCAUAAGACCAUUCAGCUGGCCAGCACAAAACACCUCAUGGGCGAUGGGCUCGUGGUCAUGACCCAGGCCAUGAUGGAGAAUUUGCAGACCCUCCUGUUUCACAACAGGGGUUCAGGAGAAGAGGAGAGACCCUGGCAGCAGGAUGGACUCUUCCACUACAGCUACAACAUUGUCUUCCGAGCUGGCUACCUGGCUUUGUUUGGAAACGAGCCGGGGAAAGGGACACAGCGUGAGGAGAAAGCCCAGAAGCGUGAUCUCGCCCACUCCGAAGAGCUGUUUAAUGAGUUCCGGAAGUACGACCGCCUCUUCCCCCGCUUGGCCUACGCUGUGCUGCCCCCCAGGGAUAAAAUGGAAGCAGAGAGGCUGAAGAGGCUCUUUUGGAAGGUGCUUUCUGUGAAGAACAGCUAUCAGAAGGAUAACAUCAGCGGGUGGAUAAGUGACCAAGAACAGUUCCUGGCAGAGGCCGGGAUGCCUGAGUACAUGCGGGAUCGGUUCAUGUUUCUGCUUCUCUGGGCAGCUCAAGGUAACACAGGCCCAAGCUCCUUCUGGCUCCUCUUGUAUCUCAUGAAACAUCCCGAAGCAAUGCAGGCUGUGAGGAAAGAAGUGAACACAGUUUUAAGAGAAGCUGGUCAGGAAGUAAAGCCAGGCAGUCCUGUGGUGACCAUCACCAGGGACAUGUUAAUGAAGACCCCAGUCCUGGACAGCGCUGUGGAGGAGACCCUGCGCCUCACGGCAGCCCCUAUUCUGAUCAGAGCAGUGGUUGAGGACCUGAAUCUCAGGAAAGUGCAUCCUGAGCCCCACACCUUCAAAUACAACCGGUUCCUGAACGAAGACGGCACCAAAAAAGAUUUCUACAAGAAUGGGAAAAAACUGAAAUAUUUUAACAUGCCCUGGGGUGCAGGCACCUCGAUCUGCCCUGGGCGGUUCUUUGCUGUCAAUGAAAUCAAACUGUUUGUGUUCCUGAUGGUGGCUUACUAUGACUUGGAGCUAGUUAACGAGAAAGAGGAGAUCCCUCCGAUAGACGUAAGCCGAUGGGGAUUUGGUUCCAUGCAGCCCACUCACGAUGUCCAGUUUAAAUAUCGGCUACGUAUUUAAUUUGAAAAGGUGACUCCCUGCUGUUGUAGCCCUGUUGCAUACUGACUCCAUAAUUCAGCCAGGAGGGAUUGAUUUCUCAGUUUGAAUUUCUGUCAAAUUUCUGUCAGAGAUUGGUCUGUGUAAAAAUCUCCCCAAAGUGGCAUGGCCCAUAAGAUGAUUGGCAUGACCUUUCUCUUCAGUUGACAACACAGCACCACUCAAAACUUUAAUCAACAGGGUGGUCUGACUUGGAACUCUCAGAUUGCAUCAGAAACGUCCCCGUUUCCCAUUGCAGAAUUGUAACAAGCUAUGUAAAUGAACAAACAAAAGGAACAGGAGUAAGCCCAAUACUUAUUCUUUUCUUUGUCUUCUCUGUCCUUAUGUUUCUCUUCUUUUUCUCUCUUGUUUUUUCUCUUCUUUUUCUUUCUUUGCUUUUUUUCCUUUUUAUCCCUCCCCCAGCAAGGGGGGGGGGGGGGAGAUCCAUGAAAUUUUAAUAGAUUGAAAAGGGGUCUGUAUGCUCAAAAAGGUUGGGAACCACUGAGCUAGAGAAAAGUGUUCCAGGGAUUAGUUUAAAAUUGUUGUGACUAUAAUACCAAUGUGCUUUGAUAAAUGUUAUUCUUCUGAAAAGAAUGCUGUCAGCCUAUUUAGGUCCCAAUAACUCCUAUUUUUAAAGCAGAGAUUGUAUUAGGAAUAAAUCUGGCAAUUUGACAUACUGGCAUUUUCCUAGGACUCACUUUUCUGCUCCCAAUAUUGCGCUCAAUAAGAAAAAAGAACAAUCCAGAGGGGUGUCAGUUGCAUUUGGCCACUCCAUUUAAUUGAGCAGGGAAGGAGCUUUCACAAAUACAUCAGAGCAAAAUGUGCUGCAUGUCAAACUUUCAGAAGUGCCUAAACCCCAUUUUCAUUAACUUAGCUACCUAUGGGGAGAAUUUUAAAGUAUUUUUGAAAACGUAACUGCUUUUGAAUAUUUGACUACUAGAAAAGUAGUUCCAUUAGUAAGUUAGGAGGGGAAUAAAAUUAAGCAGGAAUCACAACUCAAUGAGAUAUUUUAGUGCCUUUUCUAAAUCUACCCUCAGGAAUGAAAGUCUACAAUUAGGAAACAAUGAAAGAAAAACUUUUAAAAACAGUUCUUGAUAAAAAAAAAAAAAAUGGGAAAAUCUGAACAUACACAAAUCAGCCAGUCCAGACAGGUAAAAUUUUCCCCCAAUUCCCCUCAUCCCAUAUAUUACUUAAUUAUUGAUUUAACAUUUCCCCAUGAUUUUACUAGGAAUGGAAAUUAAAUGUAUUGGGCAUUUAUGCCUAGUAUGGACAUAGUAAAUUGUUUUGUUUUUCCAGAAUAUUGCCCCCAAACAAAACCCCAUCAACUUCAGAAUAAAAAUCUAGUAAGAGUCUGUCGACAAAAGACCAAAAUCACAAACAGGCGAGGCAUAGAAGCGUAUUAAAAAUUGUUUAUAAUUUAAGAGAGGCCCCCAAAACCAAACACCUUUAAUAUGGGGGUAGGGCUGGAGUUGGAGCCAGAGCAGAGUAGCUAUGUCCCAGCUCCUCUGUCGUCCCCCACCCAGCCAUGGCAGGACCUAGCUGCCAGAGAAGAUCCCAGCCCUUUCGCCACAUGGCUGCGGCAGGCCCCAGCCCCCAGACUGCUGGAACAGGCCCUGCCCCCCAUCACACGGUGAGUCCCAGCUGCUGGGCCCCCCCACCACGAGGCCCCAACCAGGAGCAGCCGCCUGCUGUGCCAUUCACCUUCCAGCAGGAUGGUAAGUGCUGCUGCACAGCUCUGCAAACAAGGUGGGUGGAGGAGAAUUUUUUGUGCACAGCUGCACAGGCACGCCCCUUGCAGGGAGCUAUGGGUUGGAGAGCAUUGAACAGAUGUCUGAAAGUUCACUAGGAGCACUGUCUAAUAGCAGGUGUCCUAGCAUGCUGAGUCAUUACAGAUUACAGUGCAGUGCAGUAGAAACCAGUUGGUUUUUCCCACCUUCCGUUACACAGUUUUCCCUUUUACCCAAGUAACCAGUGCACAAAGAUCCAGAAGCAGACGAUUUCUCCUGUAGGCACUAGAUGGCAAUGCAGCCCUACCAUUUCCUAGUCUCCGGAUUAUCUACGUUUUUGAUGAUCUGAUUUGGCCUGGGUCCAGACUGGAUGCAAUAAACAGGGGCCGACUGUGUAAUAGACAAAAUAACUGAUUUUAUUGGCAUUUUAUUAAUUUUAAGUCAUUAAAGGGCAGCCACUUCUUAGCCCAGACUGAAAUCUUACCCAGUUUCUAAAUCAAAGUGAGCUUCGUGAGAUGCAUUUGUUUUGUAAAAAAAAUGACAUUCUUGCAAACAAUUUUCAUCCCAGUUGAUUCAUGGUUACAAAAAAUACUUGUUUAAUGUUCAUGGCAUUUUCCAAAAGAAAACUGUUUCCAUUAAAAGGUUCCCACCAUUUCAA
Molecule: messenger RNA, 3942 nt
Organism: Pelodiscus sinensis (Chinese soft-shelled turtle)
Lineage: Eukaryota; Metazoa; Chordata; Testudines; Trionychidae
Source: RefSeq, a predicted model, not a curated record